UUGUUGUUAUUUUAUUAUUAUUAUUAUUGUUGGUGGUGGUUGGAGUUUGAAUUUUCGAUUCGUUGGCUAGAUUUUCGUCAUUUUUUUCCAAUCAUUCAAUAGUAGUUUUAUUUUGGAUUGGAUUUCUUUCUUGUUCAUUCAUUUAUUGUAUAUGUAUUUGAUUGAUUCAUUCGUCAUUUGUAGUUUGUAGUUUGUAGUUUUUGAAAAUGGAAUAGCCAAUUUGUAAAUUAUAAGUGAUUCGAACAAAUAGAAAAUGCAUUCAGUCAAUGCAAUAUUAGCACAAACAACGAUUCGUUUCGAAUCAAAUGCAUCGAAAAUUAUUCAUCCAUAUUGGCGUUGUAAUCUGGAUUCAAUUCGUCGUGUUUCGUUUGCACAAUAUUUACUGGAUAAAUUAUCCGGUAAUCAUUCACAACAAAAGAUUAUUGAAUAUGAAACUCAAAACACCUGUACAUAUGAAGAUCUUGGCCAUUAUAUUAGACAAGCGGCAACAUUAUUGAAUAAACACAUUUCGGCUGGUGAAUUUAUCGUAUUUAUUGGACCAAAUUCAUUUGAAUAUUUAGCUUUAUAUUUUGGCGCCAUUUGUAAUGGUGCAAUACCGAUGAAUUUACCUUGUAACAAUAAUUCAUUGCAAGAUAUUCGAACAUUCAUCAUACAACAUAGUGUACAAUAUCUUGUAAUGAAUAUUGAUCAUGGCAAUGAAUUUGAUUUGGUUGUCAUUCGAAAAUUGUUAAAUUCAAUCACACAAAUCAAGAAAAUUUUUCUCUAUGGUUGUGUACACACCAAUGAUGAUUCUAUUGAUAAUGAAAAAAUUGUACAUCUAGGUGAUUGGUUAAAUUCAAAUUUGAAUGAAAUUAAUCAAUUAUACAAUCCGAUUAAUGUCGUUACCGUACCUUGUUUGGCAUUCAAUUCAAAUGGUACACAUCAAUGGCCACCAAGGCUUUUUAUUCAUAAUCAUUUUUCAUUGGUUGCCACAAGCGAAACGAUAGCCGAUGGUCGAAUUUUUGAAUUUCGUUCCAUUGAUAAAUUAUUGGUUUAUGGUUCGUUUGAACAUCUUGAAAAUAUUCUCAUGUUUAUAUCAGCCAUUGUGAAUGGAUGUAGUUUUGUAUUGCUUCCCAGUUAUGAUUAUGUUCAUAUUAUUGAUGCCAUUGUUCGAUAUAGAAUUUAUUUGGCUAUUUUACCAUCAAAUUUUCUGAUCAAAUUGCUAAAAGAUUCUGGACAUAAUGUUAAGCUUGAAUAUCUGAUCAAAAUCAUUGCAUUUGGUGGCAAAAUAUCGACAAUAUUAUGUCAAAAAUUUUUUCAUCGUUUUCCAAAUGUCCGUUCUAUUCGUCAUUGUUAUCUGAUGGCUGAAACACCAACUCCAAUAACAAUGUUGAUACGUAAUUCAAAUGAUUAUGAUUCGGCCGGAUUUCCAUUGCCAAAUACGCAGAUUAAAAUUCACAGUCUGUUCGAUUAUGAUGAUGAAAUGUUAGAAGCAAAUUGUUGUGGUUUGAUUGCCAUUGGACGUGAACGAAAUAUGUUUGCCAUCGGUUAUCUUAGUAAUAAUAGUUCUCGUAUAAUGGAAUUAAAUUUUCAGCAAACAAUGAAUCAAUCAACAGCUGAUGAACAUUAUCAUCAUCGAUGGUUAAUCACACAGGACAUUGGUUUCUAUGAUGAAAAUGGUCUAAUCUAUUUGCAUGGACAAUAUCGAUAUUCAUCAAUGGAAUUGACUUCAAUUGUUCAACAAUCUAGAAUUGAAUCCUAUCUGCUUAAUCAUCCAUUGAUAGCAGAAGCAUAUGUCAUUGAAACAACAACAGGAAAAUGUGCUGCAUUAGUAGCAUUGAAAUUUGUCAAUACACAUCUAACACCGGAACUUAAUCAACAAAUUGUUGAUUACAUCAAAGAAAAUGUUGCUGAUUUAGAUGAAUUCUUUCUAUUUGUUCAAUAUAAUAUACCAAAAACUAAUUGUGGCCGCUAUAUUGAUUGUCUAAUACGUAAAGAGAUAUUUAAUUUAAUCAAUUUGGAAAAAAAAUUCUAAUCAAUUUCAAUCAGAUGAUUGAAUAAAAAAAAUUGAAUUGUUUUAUUUAAAUAUUUUUGCUUAUUUAUAAACACAACAAGAUCCUGGAACCAAUAUAUAUGCAAUCACCAAAAUAAAAGUUAUUUUUGGCUGACCAGGAACUUAUAUAAAUAGUAUUUCUUAUAAACAUUCCAAUAAUAAAUCAUAAAUCAAUCGCAA
Molecule: messenger RNA, 2212 nt
Organism: Dermatophagoides farinae (American house dust mite)
Lineage: Eukaryota; Metazoa; Arthropoda; Arachnida; Sarcoptiformes; Pyroglyphidae
Molecular function (GO): CoA-ligase activity
Source: RefSeq, a predicted model, not a curated record